Messenger RNA from Mugil cephalus (flathead mullet), 6060 nucleotides. RefSeq names its product up-regulator of cell proliferation-like. Gene Ontology annotation, molecular function: GTP binding. NCBI's taxonomy places the organism in Eukaryota, Metazoa, Chordata, Actinopteri, Mugiliformes, Mugilidae. The record is from RefSeq and is a predicted model, not a curated record.
UCGUACCAGGCGAAGGGAGGCGCUUCCUCUACAGUGACAGCAAAGUUAAAUGAGGCAUGAUUUGAAACAACCAUCUGAAGAAAGAAUCACAGUUUUUAAUGGGAACAUGUGCACUGAGCAAGGUUGGUGCCUGAUGCCAGAGGGAGCGACAUCUUGAGGAGUAAUUGCACUGCAACGUCAUCAUGAAACGACGACGCAAUGUCAAAAACGUUUCAAAAAAGAAGAAAACUACAGGAGGAUCAAGAGGAGAAGGAACAGGAGGAGAAGGAACAGUGUCUCCUCACAUGGACACUCCUGUUGGUGCUGGGCAACAACACUCCUUCCAAGAUCCUGAAGAAAUGGAGCACAGUAUGAGCUCGCCUGAUGUCACAUUUGCACACCCAAAGACACACCUGGAGAAGUUAUUGGAAGAUCUGGGGUUGGACCAUUAUUACAGAGACAAACUAACACUCAAAAGAAUGCUUCAGAUUGAUGAGAAAACCAUCACUGAUGAACAACCUGCCAUGUCCAAAACAGACCUUGCGUGGUAUUUUCUAAAGAAAUUGGUGAUGGUUAAUGUGUCAGCAAGGAAUGUAAAUUGUACAUUUGCAAGUGAGUCAAACUGUGAUGCGGCAUCUGAGGUUACACAGUUUGAUUUUGAUGAUAAUGCUAUUUUUGAUGAGCAAAGUUCAAACAUGCUAAACCCCCUUGACUUAAUCACUGCUCUCUUUCUAUGCUCUGAUGGUUUUGUGCAGCAGGAAAUGACUCUCAAGAUGUCUAUGUGUCAAUUCUCUGUGCCUCUGCUGCUUCCUAAUAGUGACACACAGCAGUGUACACUUAUGCUGUGGGCCAUGAGAGACGUUGUUAAGAAGUACAGGCCUCAGUCUCUCUUAGACUCCAAGGGCUUCAUUGAAGAGAGAAUUGUUCUUUCUGAGCUUCCCAUGGUUUCUUUUGUGAGACUGGGUGAGUGCACCUUGUCUAAGUCUGAGAUCCUCAACAAGCUCCUGAGCAAUUCUCACCAAUACCACGACACUUUUGUUCACCACAACAUGGAGGGUGGAGACAGUCCAAGAAGAAUAUCCAAUGGACUGACUGAAAUUACUUGGUAUCUUCCUGGUGGAAACAAGAACAUGGACAUUUUCAGUGAACCUGUGGCUGUUGCUAACCUCCGUGGGGACAUUGCUUCAUUUGAAACCCAAUAUUCAUUUCUGUGUCACACAUCUGCAGCAGUUUUUGUCUUCUUUGACAAUUUAGACUCUGGGUGCAAUCUGCUGAUGAACCGAACUGGCAAGGCACAGAUCUUCUUGGUGGGUAACCACAAGGGCAACAACUUCAGUCAAGAUGAUGUAAAAAAGGUAAAAAAUGAGUUGGGCUUGACUAACAACAACAUCAUUAUUAAGACAAAACAGAAAAAUGAUGCAGAUUUUGUCAAAAGUUUGAGGAAGGCAGUCAGUGAUGUAGUUGAGAACUCACAAGUGAAGAUGCGAAUAGAGCAGAUGGCUGACAUUGCCCAUGAACUUGGGAUUUUGGUCGAUGAAGAUGCUUCAGAGUGCAAGAAUGGAAAGAAAAAUGCAGAUGCCAUCACUGAAGAAAUCCAAGAUGCCCUCAAGUACAAAGAAGACCAGCUUCCCUUGCAAGGUGAAAUAUGGAAGGAGCUGACUCGCAUAGAGAAGGAAGAAUUCCGGCUUCAAAAUGUUGGAUCUAAAAACAUAGAGGAGUAUAAAAGUGAUCUUCAGGUGAAGAAAAGAGAACUGCGUCAAAAACAAAACUCUUAUGACAUGUCCACUGCUAUGACAUGCUUCAUCAAUGCAAUAUCAAGUUCUGGGACAGAGAGACGUUACUUUCUGAAAUGGAUGCGAAUGAACCUUGAUAACGUGUCUCGUGAAAAACUGUCUGGACUCAGGGAGCGGUACAAAGAAAAAUGCAAGAAUCCUGAAAACAAAGAGGAGAUCAAGAAAAUAGACAAACAGCUUUCUAACAGCUCACUGGGGACUGAACACUUCUUCCGUGAAAUGGGUCAGAUCUACGAGGCUUCACUUUCUCUUCCAAAGAGAAACCAAACACGUCAACAAUUACAGCAUUUACCCAAACUCUGUGCUGAACUGUUGCUUGAUGGAUUUCCCCUUGAGCUGGUAGAUGGAGAUGCAUCCAACAUACCUCUCAGAUGGGUGAGUGCUGUUCUCUCACAGCUCAAUGUCUUGGUGUCUUCAAAAAACAAGAUACAAGUUGUCACCGUUCUUGGAGUUCAGAGCACGGGAAAGUCCACUCUCCUUAAUACCAUGUUUGGAGUGCAGUUUGCAGUCAGCAGUGGUCGAUGCACUCGAGGUGCCUUCAUGUUGCUCAUCAGAAUCAAUGAAGAUGCUAAGAAACUUCUGAAAUGUGACUUCAUGGUGAUCAUUGACACUGAGGGCUUAAAGUCCCCAGAGCUGGCACAGCUGGACAACAGUUAUGAGCAUGACAAUGAGCUUGCAACACUUGUUGUAGGGUUGAGUGAUGUCACCAUUAUUAAUAUUGCAAUGGAGAAUUUAGUAGAAAUGAAGGACAUCCUCCAAAUAGUUGUGCAUGCUUUUCUCAGGAUGAAGGAGGUGGGUAAAAAGCCUAAAUGUCAGUUUGUUCACCAGAACGUGUCGGAUGUUUCCGCUCAUGAGAAGAACUUACGAGACAGGAAACUGCUCUUGCAACAGCUGAAUGAGAUGACCCAGGCAGCAGCAAAAAUGGAACGGAAAGAGGAGAACAAGAGCUUCACUGAUGUGAUGGAGUACUGUCCAGACACGGGGAACUGGUACAUUCCUGGACUCUGGAAUGGAAACCCACCAAUGGCGCCAGUCAAUGCAGGAUACAGUGAGGCUGUAUAUGAGCUCAAGAAGAACAUCAUCAAGCUACUGGGAGAUUGUCAGUCAUCUACCAAUAACAUUGAUGAGUUUGAGGAGUGGGUGAAGAGCUUGUGGAAUGCUGAAAACUUCAUCUUCAGCUUCAGAAACAGCCUGGUCGCUGACGCAUACAUGAAGCUCUGCACAGAAUACAACAAAUGGGAAUGGGAAUGUAAAAAGGAAAUGUAUACCUGGGUGACAAAUACAGAAACGAGAAUUUCCAAUUUCGGUACAGUUGCAGAUAACUCUCAGGUAUCCAACAUGAGCGAUUUUCUGACAAGUUUGAAAACUGAAGCCUCCACAGAGCUGUCUACAUGGGAGAAAAAGCUUCAAGACAAUCUGUCAGAGUACUUCAAGCAAACAGAACAUCACGUCCAUCUGGUUGAAGGAUACAAAGAGGAGUUCUCAAACAGUAUAAAGAGCCUUCGACGAGAAAUGGAGAGAUCUGUAGUUGAUCAGCUGACAGCAGCAGCUGACAUCAAAACUGGGAUGACAGAACUCGACAGGAUCAAGAAGAAUCAUAGGAAAGAAAUUGAAAAAGCAGUGCAUGCUUUAAUUGAUGAAUGUCGAAAGAGAAAAGUCCAGAUGACAGACAAACAGCUGGACAAAAGAUUUGAUGAGACGUGGAAGGAAACACUGGAGAAACUGUCUUUUAAUAAACUUAAGGCCACCGAUGUCUUCACUAGAGUAGUUCACUGCCUCAGAUCAAAUCUGUCACAUAGGGGAGGUCACGCAAGUGAAUUGUUGAGUCAGAAAAACCUGAGAGAGUGUGGACUGGAGCCUUUUAAAUAUACAGCUGAAGGAUACUACAACCAAUUUAAACAGACACUGAGAAAGUUGUUCAGUCUUAAAGAUCACAUCAAGGUUGUACAAAACAUGGCUGACAAGAUCAUAGAUGCCUGCACUCUGUCUGUGGAUGAAAAACUGAACAGAAAGACCAAUUACCAUGAUACUUACAUCCAAGAGAUCCUACACAUCAUCGAUGAGAGUCUGAAAAACAAUCCAGAUGUUCAGAUAGACAUGGAGUUUGAAGUCUCCCUAAAACAGCACAUCUGUGGAUCUGCAGCCAGAAAAUUCCAGAAGAUGCAAGAAGAUUUCAUACAAGUAAAUGACCCCUAUAGAUGCCUGAUGAAAAACAAGGCAAAAUAUUGUGCUGAUUUCAAAGAUGUGUUCCAAGAACGAGACCAGUGCCAGAAGAAGGCAGAAGAAUUCACGGACCAAUGCCUGAAGCCUGCAGUUGAGGUCUUUGUCAAUCGUUCUCUGGGUCCUAAUAUCAUCGAUGAAAUGCUGAAACAAGAGCAGUUCAGCACAAGGAUGUCUUUCCAGUAUUCACUUUUACUGGAUUUGCUUAAAAAUGACACGUUCAAAGAGUAUUUGAGCUACAAUGACUGUUAUGAAAGUUUUGUAAAGAAAAGAAUAGUUGAAAAAAUAGUAAAGUAUUUUUCAAGUUGCUCUGCAACACUUGAGUUUGAGGAGCGACAUCUUCAGUCAAGUAUCAGCAGCAUAAAUGGCGCCAUCAAAAAGGCCAAAACAGGAAAGAGUGGUGACAUGAAGACAUUUGUUGAAAGAAUCUGCAAAGAACUUGGAGAUAAACUGGUCAUUUCCCAGGAUGCUCUUGGUGCUUUCAUGAUCCUGAACAAUGCCAACUGCGAACAGUUUGCUGACUGGCUCAUAGUGUCUGUGACGGACAUGGCAGAAGCUCUUAGAGAAAAGUUUAAACAAUCAGAUAUCAAAACAAAACUACCACAUCUUCAUGUGCAGCCCCAGAAUGAACUCUUCACCAGAGUGAUUGGAUGUGGCAAACAGUGUCCAUUCUGUAAAACUCCUUGUGAGGCAGGAGGAAAAGACCAUACGAAGCAUUUUACUUCACUGCAUCGGCCACAGGGUCUGGGAACAUACAGGUGCAAUGAAUCAAAAAAACUUGUCACUGACAUAUGCUCAUCAUUGGUGACCAGUGAAACUCGUUUUAGCUGCAGUGAGACAAACAAAGAAUGGCACCCUUACAAGCGUUACCAUGAAAUCUUCCCAGACUGGGUUAUUCGUCCAGAUGUGAGCCUUCAGGCAUCAGACUACUGGAAAUAUGUGAUGACAAAGUACAACAAGGAGUUUGCUGAAGAAUAUGAAGCAGAGCCUGCUGAUAUUCCAUCCACCUGGAAUAAUGUCACAGCAGAAAAGGCAAAACAAAGUCUCAAAGAGUCAUUUAGAGUAAAGUGAUUCUAACCAGUGAACAUUUGUCCUCAUGUUUUUCUCUAUAAUAUAAAGGAACCUCCCAAAUAACUUCACUAUAGAUAAGGUUCAAGUCAGUUCACUCAGAUAUUUAACCACCAUGACUUUCAAUAGAGAAAUACCAGAGAUUUACUGAAGUUUGUUUCCAUUACCUGAGUUUGCAUUUCAGGAAAAGUUUCUUCAAGUGAUUUAAUGAUUCAUGUCAUUAUUCAAACAUGUAUGUAGCUGAUCAGAGCUGUUUCUUCUUUUCGUAAAACAAACCUUUCUUUUCAUUUUAUCUUUGUUUCUGUGCUGUAUCUAAUAUUAAAUAUUCACAUUUACUUUUCUCAAACCUCACUCAGUCUGCAAAUACCACAUGAGGAGAUUGUUGACAAGGAAUUUAAGUUGAUAUUAGACAAGUUGCUGUAUGUGCUAAAAGCACUGAGGAGAACUCUGUAUGGAAAACAAAGUAAAUAUGAUUGUGUGCAUGACUUGCAGCUGAGAAAAUCAGUACCUCAUUAGAAUCAUGAACAGCUAUAUAUGAUCACAUAUACCGUUAUAUGCAGUACGCUGCGAUGCUUUUGUUGUUCAUAAAAACAUCAUGGAAAUCUCUUUACCUCAUUUAUCAAACAGCUAACAUUUUUCUGCACUUUAAGUCAGGUGCUCUUGUUUGUUUGUUUUUUUUUGGAGUGUGUAUCAUUGUUUUUGUGCAUGUUUGACAUUAUGGAGCAUUAGUCAUGUGCUUGAAUGCACCAUCAACAUGACACAGGGGUUUUAAAACCUCAGUGAUGUGAAUGUAGUCUUAGUUUGUCUGGUAGCAGUGAUAUCUAGAGCCAGUGUGUGAACAACGAGGCUCAGUGUGUCUCCACUAUUUAACAAACAUGAUCAGAGUGUGACAGUGAAAUGAACCUCUUCUCUUUAGAGUUAAUGCUAAUCACUGUACACUGUAUAUUACAUGAGCUGCCUGUGUAAUUGUGUUCCUAAUAAAAUGCUUAGUGAGUGUAAA